Trametes versicolor FP-101664 SS1 is the source of this 1515-nucleotide messenger RNA. RefSeq lists its product as uncharacterized. The record is from RefSeq and is a predicted model, not a curated record. The transcript has 2 exons. The coding region runs from base 1 to 1515 and encodes 504 amino acids. NCBI's taxonomy places the organism in Eukaryota, Fungi, Basidiomycota, Agaricomycetes, Polyporales, Polyporaceae.
AUGGACGCCACCAGCUCUGCAGUCCGCCCCACGUCGCCUCAGACGAGCCCCAGGCCAAAGCCCAAGAUCCGCCGACCGUCUGUGUCCAGCCCGAUGACCUGGCUGUCGCGCGCAUCCUCGAGCUCAUCUGCCUCCAACGCGCCGUAUGCGCCCUCGCGCCCGGUCCGCAUCUCAGAGCCCCGGUUCGCGGACCCCACGGAGGCUUUGACACACCAGCGUAGUGGCGUACUGGGAGCGGGUGCAAUCGUCGUACGGACCCCUCAAGAUGCUCUUGCUGGCCCAAGGGCGUCUGCCUCGUCCCCCGACCUCUUGACAUCCUCUCGCAGCCCAUCCCCUCGGCGCCUUAUGUCAAUGGAAUAUGAAGACAGACAUGACAUUGAGCGUCCCGGCAGUCCCCCACUCCCGCCGAUCCCCGACAGUGUAUCGGAGUAUGAAGAAGAGGAAUACGAAGUGGACGCGUCGGCCGAGACAGCGACGCUCGAUGAUUGGCAGUCUACGUCCGUCAUGUCCCACCCGCCACCACCGUCGCGACCCCCGCCGUCGAUCCCCUCUAUCCCUGACUAUGACUCCGAGGUGGCCCAAGCACGCCCCAUCUCCCCGCUUCGUCCAACAGCGAAGGCCAUGGCCCCUCCUGCGGACUACUUUUCCUCGGCCCCAGCGGGACCAGGCGGCGUACCUGUGUCUCCCCCGCAAUCCCCUUUCGACGCGAUUCUCGUGUCGCCUGUACCAAGCAACACGCUUGAGCCCUCGAAGAUCAUUGUCUCGCUGGAGACAAGCACGGCGACGCAGCGGACUACAAUGGCCACGCUGGUUUCGCGGCCGUCCUGCCUCGCGUCGUUCCUGCUCGGGCUGUUCCCCUCCACCGACUCCGACUCGCGGUCGGUAUACUCCACGAAUAGCGAGGUCGAGAGCUCGUUCAACUCGAUCUUCCAUCACCAUCUUGCUUCCUCUGGCGUCCUCACACACGCCUCGUCAAACCUUCACAUAUUUUUGGACCGGCCGAGUGCUCCCCUACCUCCGGUCACCUCACUCGACGCCCGAGUCCCCCGUCGCCCUUCCGCAUGCCGCGCACGACUGAACGGUUCAUCAGCACGGCUCGAAGCGCUGCUCGAGCUGCGCGACGAGGCCUGCUAUCUUGGCCUCGACGAGCUCGAGCGGCUGUGCACGGAGGAGCUCCGACACCGCCAGGGCACUCCCAGCAGCCUGGGCCUCGGGCUGCACAUGCGCGGGUUCAGCAACGCGAGCAACCACUCCGUACGCAGCCUGCACACGCUGCGCGAGCGUGCCGAGCCGGCGGAGGGCGCGGUUGACCGCGCUGCGCUGCGCAAGUCCGACGACUCCGGGUUCGCGAGCGGGGAGACGGGCGGGCGGAAGAGCGGGAGCAGCGCAGAGCUCGACGCGCCGUGGCCGUCGCCGCCUGCUACGAUUCCGCGCCCGGCGUACAUGAAAGACCGCAGCCCGAAGAGGGACGGGUACGCGUCGCUGAAGACGAAGCCGACGGGCGAGUGGAUCUGA